AUGUCGCUGUCGGCUGAUUAUCCUGGGAAACGGCACCCAGAAGCAGAAAUAUAUGUGAAGAGAGGCAUCAAAAACGAAAAACUCCGGAUGGAUCUCACGUCCCGCCUGUUUGAUAUAUUUCGUAGGCAGUGCUUUAAGGAUGAAUUACCCGAGUUUCUACCCGUGAAGUGGAACAACCGCUUAUGCAAAACUGCAGGGAUGUGCCGCAAUAUGUCAGAUCGCACUAGCUGGAUCGAGCUCUCACCAAAAGUAUGCAGCACUCCUGAUCGUGUCCGUGACACAAUUAUUCAUGAAUUAUGUCACGCAGCUGUGUGGGUAGUGGAUGGUCGACGGAAAGAAGGACAUGGUCCACUCUGGAAGAAAUGGGCUUCUCAAUGUAUGCAACGAUUCCCUUCGCUACCCGUAAUUGGACGAUGCCACGAUUACGAAAUCGAUGCCAAAUUUAUCUACGAGUGUGGUGGCUGCGGACAAAAAGUGAGACGCCACACUAAAUCGCUGGACAUUGAUCGGAAGAUAUGUGGAAUCUGCAAGUGUCGGUUCACACUUCAAGUGCGUACACGUACAAAGAAGGCAACGGGUGCAGGUGAUGCGUCAGAACUGAAUCCGUUCGCCAAGUUUGUCAAGGAGAACUAUGGGAAACACAAAGGUCCAGGUGUUAAACAUGGCGAGGUUAUGCGCAUCUUGGCACAACUUUAUAAAGAGAAGAGCACAACAACCGACAGCGUCAAGGAUAUCGACUCCCAAGAGCCUCUUGAUAUGAGCGUCACGGAGUGUCCAGAACCUCUUGACAUGAGCGUUCUUUCAAUACAUGAUUAA
Molecule: messenger RNA, 816 nt
Organism: Ostertagia ostertagi
Lineage: Eukaryota; Metazoa; Nematoda; Chromadorea; Rhabditida; Trichostrongylidae
Source: the annotation of a GenBank genome assembly